Tuber melanosporum (Perigord truffle) is the source of this 2211-nucleotide messenger RNA. RefSeq lists its product as uncharacterized. Gene Ontology annotation, biological process: proteolysis. Bases 1 to 2133 code for a protein of 710 amino acids. Lineage: Eukaryota; Fungi; Ascomycota; Pezizomycetes; Pezizales; Tuberaceae. Gene Ontology annotation, molecular function: serine-type endopeptidase activity. The transcript has 6 exons. The record is from RefSeq and is a predicted model, not a curated record.
AUGCUUGUCAGCUUUUGUUCCCCCUCCUGGUAUUGGGGAAAUUUACUCCAGAGUAAAGAUCUCCUGAGUGCGCCCCGACGCGGGGAAGCGGUCCCUAAUAAAUCAGGGUCACUCGCCAUAUUUCAUCUCUCGUCCUACUCCUUCGAUACUCACAGCUCAAGCUCCUCCUGGAACCUUCUAAAUCUCGGGGACGGUGAUACAACUAUACUUUUUAGCGACCCCACAGUUCAGGAAGUAAUAUGGCUGGACGAUGAACGCUUGUUAUACAUUAAUGGGACAAACUCCGAUAUCAAAGGAGGUUGUGAAUUGUGGAUCACUAAACAUUCAAAGCCAAGCGAAGGAUACAAGGCCGCCUCGCUUCCCGCAUCCGUGUCUAACCUAAAGGCCGUUUCUCCCUCUGAUAAAUCGGUAAAAUUUGUUGUAUCGGCAUUAGCCUACCCCAAUGGCACCAUAUAUAACCCGGAGUCCGCCCCUAAGAAAUUGGAUACCGGGUUGACUUACGAAACUCUGUUUGUUCGUCACUGGGAUGUUUAUGACAAGCCUGAGAAGUCGUCCUUGUUCUCUGGUGUCCUCUCGUUUGACGAUGACAAGUUCAAGCUUGAAAAGGAAAUCAAGAACUUGAUGGCCAACGCUGAUGGCACUAUUGAGGCGCCAAUUGCACCCUUUGGGGGUGCUGAUGAUUUUGACGUCUCCCCAGAUGGUCGAACCGUAGCCUUCGUUUCAAAGACCCCGUAUCUCAACCCAGCAAACUAUACCCAAGUUUUGGUAUAUAUUGUUCCUUUUGAUGGCUCCUCGAAGCCUAAGCCGAUCAAUAUCGAAGGCAAAGACACGGAUGGAAACCCUCUUCCUGAAGGUGCUGCAUCAUCCCCAAAGUUCUCACCAAAUGGCGGCGCAUUGGCAUAUCUCCAGAUGUAUAUUAACGGGUAUGAGAGUGACCAGAAUAAUCUCUUCAUCUAUAUGAUGGAUUCUUCGUCUAUCACUGCCCUCUGGAAGCCAUGGGAUUGCUCCCCCAGUGGGCUUCUCUGGUCAGGCGAUGCCAACACUAUAUACCUUACUGCCGAAUCAUAUGGGCGAGUCAGAAUUUUUGAAGCACGCAUUAACGAUGACACGCCAAAAGAGAUUACGGCUGAGGGAAACAUUGUGGCCUUGCAUCUUCUCCCCUCUGGCGACUUCCUGAUCUCUCGGAACUCACUUACCUCGUCUAUUGGCUAUUUUGUCUUCAAUCCCUCCUCAAAACGCUUCAAAACUCUACUUCUUCCCACCAAAGUAGACCCCCAGCUUGCCGACCUGUCUAAAAUCACCGUCGAAGACUUCUCCUUCGAUGGUGCAGAGACUAAGGUUCAUGGUUUUAUCGUGAAGCCUUCGAACUUUGACCCUUCAAAGAAAACUCGACUUGCUUUCCUCAUCCACGGCGGUCCUCAAGGGGCAUGGACAGAUUCUUGGAGCACCCGUUGGAAUCCCGCUUUAUUCGCCGAAGCUGAGUACAUCGUGGUCACAGUAAACCCAACUGGAAGCACGGGAUACGGACAAGCUUUCACAGAUGCUAUUCAGAACCAAUGGGGCGGACUUCCAUACAUAGAUCUCGUCAAAUCCAUGGAGUACCUGGAAAACGCAGAAGAAUACAAUUAUAUCGACUUUAACAGGGCAGUCGCACUGGGUGCAAGUUAUGGUGGCUACAUGAUCAACUAUAUCCAAGGGAUGCCACUGGGGAAGAAAUUCCAAGCCUUAGUCUCCCACGAUGGCUCAUUCGCACCCCAAAACAUCUACUCAACUGACGAGCUUUACUUUCCCCAGCGCGAGUUCAACGGCACCCUCUGGGAUGACCCUGAGAACUACUCAAAAUGGAGCCCAUCGUCCCACAUCAAAAACUGGGGAACUCCCCAAUUUGUGAUUCACAAUGCGCUUGACUUCCGUCUACCCAUCAGUGAAGGUCUAUCAGUAUUCCAUAUCUUACAAUCUCUAGGAAUUCCCAGCAAGUUCCUUACAUUCCCCGACGAGAACCACUGGGUUUUGAAGCCAGAGAACAGUUUGGUUUGGCACAGAGAGGUACUGGAGUGGAUCAACAGAUGGACAGAAACGAGGGCAAGCAGAGGGACCACUCAAACCGUCCUCAAGACUCGGGAAAAGCUUUGAAGCCAAAGAGAUACACCAUGUCUCAACGAAGUCUAUAGUACAAGUACACUACAAUCAAUUAAUCAAUUAUCCAAUCAA